AUGGCAGACGAUGGCAUGCUCCUCAACUUUGACCUCGGCGACGUAGCAGUCAGCAAGCAGGUCAAGUUCAAAGGUGGCAAAUGGCGCGACCGGAAUCGAGCCCAGAGAAGCGCCAAGAGACAGCAGGAAGAGGAGCACGGCGGCCUAGCAGCCGAGAGCAGCAGCAACAGCAAGGACAGGCCGCUGAAGCGACGGAGGGUAGACGGGAGCGGCACAGCUGAAGCUGGCGGCGAUGGCGCGUCUGUGGGCGAGCCAAAUCCAAAUGCAGCCCGGAACUGGAAGCCGCAUGGGGCCAAUAUUGGCAGACCGGCGACAGGACGACGAGAACCGCAAAACGGGGUGACCUCGAGGCUCUUUACAUCGAACCCGACGGCGGUGACAGAUUUUGGCAGCGCGCAGGCGGCGGCGGCCAGUGAGGCCGAUGGCGAGCCGGUGAAGCCGUCCAACGCACCACUCUCCGACGACGCAUCCACCUUUCUGGCGCUUGGCCUGUCGAGACGGAUUGCCCAGCACCUGUCGACGAAGUUGGGUCUCAAGGCGCCGACGGCGAUCCAGCACAGCGCGGUGCCGCAGCUGGUCACGCAGGACAACGACGCCUUUCUCCAGGCGGAGACGGGCUCCGGCAAGACGCUGGCCUAUCUGCUGCCACUGAUGCAGCGGAUCCUGGCGCUGAGCGAGAACGAGGACGGGUCGAAGCGGAAGGACGGGCGGGCGCCGCUCAAGAUCCACCGCGACUCGGGCCUGUUUGCCAUCAUCCUGGCGCCGACGCGGGAGCUUUGCAAGCAGAUCUCGGUCGUGCUGGAGAAGCUGCUGCGCUGCGCGCCGUGGAUUGUCAGCACGACCGUGAUUGGCGGCGAGAGCAAGAAGUCGGAAAAAGCGCGGAUCCGCAAGGGCGUCAACAUUCUGAUCGCCACGCCCGGCCGGCUGACCGACCACCUGGACAACACGGAGGUGCUCGACGUCGGCACCGUGCGCUGGCUGGUGCUCGACGAGGGCGACCGGCUGAUGGAGAUGGGCUUCGAGGAGGACAUCCGCACCAUCGUUGGCAAGAUUCGCAAGCACGGCCUCAAGGACACCAGCAAGGACGGCUUGGUCCUGCCCAAGGGCGUGCUGCCGUCGCGCCGCGUCACCGUGCUCUGCUCGGCCACGAUGAAGAUGAACGUGCAGAAGCUGGGUGAGAUCAGCCUGGAGGACGCCAUCCACGUCCAGGCCGGCACGGCAGCGGACGAUGCGGCUGCUGCGGCCAGCAGCGGUGGAGCGAUCGUUGCCGCUACCGAGUCGGCCUUCUCGGCCCCGGCACAGCUCAAGCAGAUGUACAUUGUCGUGCCGGCCAAGCUGCGGCUGGUCACCCUGAUCGGGCUCCUGCGGUCCACGUUUGCGCGGAAGGGGUCGGUCAUGAAGGCCAUCAUCUUCAUAUCCAAGGCCCCGGCCAUGGUCGCGCCAAAAGCGUCUCCCCACACGGUCAACACGGUCGGACCGGCAGCCUAUAUCACGUCGCCGGCCAACCGCACGGUCGUGCUGCACAAGCUGCACGGAUCGCUGGCACAGCCGGUGCGAACGGCCACGCUGGCGGCUUUCAGCCAGGAGAAGAACCCAGCGGUGCUGGUGACGACGGACAUUGCAUCACGCGGUCUGGACGUGCCGGCCGUCGACCUCGUGAUCGAGUACGACCCAGCCUUUGCGGUGGAUGAUCAUCUGCACCGGAUCGGUCGGACGGCGCGUGCUGGCCGGCCGGGCAAGGCAGUGCUGUUCCUGCAGCCGGGCGGCGAAGAGGGUUACGUGUCGCUGCUCCAGUCGUCGUCGGCCUCGACGCUGGUUCCCCAGCUCUACGACACCGUGCUGCAGGCUGGCUUCGCCACGACCGUCGACGUGCCCAAGGCGCUGCUGGCUGCCGGCGGCGACGAGCGCACCAGCGAUGGCACCUACUUCCACGACCCGUCCAAGUCGCAGUCCUGGAGCAAGCGGGCCGAGUCGUUGCAGCUGCACAUCGAACAGCGGCUGCUGCAGACGACCGGCGACGAGCAGGAUGGCUUGUCACCUUCGUCCUCGUCCUCGCCCUGGAAGCACAGCAAGAUGGGAGGCAAGGGCAAGAGCAAGUUCAAGGAGAUGUCCAAGGACAGCAAGAUCCUCGAGGAGGCCCGACAGGCUUUCCGCUCGCACAUCCGGGCGUAUGCUACGCAUGUCCGCGAUGAACGCGUCUACUUUGACAUCACGCAGCUGCACCUGGGACACACGGCCAAGAGCUUCGGGCUCCGGGAGGCACCCGGCGGCAUCGGUGGCGGCGUCCAGCGGCGCACCAAGCGGCCCAGCAGCGGCCCGGCCUAUGCCAAGAACAAGACGCUGUCCUCGAGGGGAACAGCCAGCCGUGGCGACGACGAUGACGACAAGGCCGGCGGUGCCGCUGACGAAGAGGCGGCCAAGCGCAUGCGGAUGAAGAUGCAAGCGGUAAUGACGGUGCCGAAUCGACCGGCACCUCAGUCGCGGUCCCGGCCCAACGAGUUGAUCGACGAGGCCGACGACGAGCAAGAGGCAGAGGCCAAGCCUGCCGGAGCAUACGCCUCGGCAGAAGCCAGCACAACGGAGUGGAAAGUCAUGGGACCACCAGCACGAUGGUUGUAG
Grosmannia clavigera kw1407 is the source of this 2619-nucleotide messenger RNA. RefSeq names its product ATP dependent RNA helicase. NCBI's taxonomy places the organism in Eukaryota, Fungi, Ascomycota, Sordariomycetes, Ophiostomatales, Ophiostomataceae. Bases 1 to 2619 code for a protein of 872 amino acids. The transcript has 3 exons. Gene Ontology annotation, cellular component: nucleus. Gene Ontology annotation, biological process: ribosome biogenesis. Gene Ontology annotation, molecular function: ATP binding; nucleic acid binding. The record is from RefSeq and is a predicted model, not a curated record.